AUGGAGGACGUGGUGAUUGCAGGCAUAGCAGGGAAGCUGCCAGAAUCAGAAAACUUGCAGGAGUUUUGGGAGAACUUGAUCAAUGGAGUGGACAUGGUCACUGAAGAUGAUCGGAGGUGGAAACCUGGAAUCUAUGGAUUACCGAGGAGAAAUGGGAAGCUCAAGGACAUCAGCAAAUUUGAUGCCUCUUUUUUUGGAGUUCAUCCAAAGCAAGCUCACACAAUGGACCCUCAACUCCGGAUGCUAUUGGAAGUCUCUUAUGAAGCCAUUUUGGAUGGUGGUUUUAAUCCAACUGCCCUUAGAGGCACCAACACAGGUGUGUGGAUUGGUGUGAGUGGAUCAGAAGCUGGUGAAGCAUUUAGCUUAGACCCUGAACAUUUGCUAGGAUAUAGUAUGACUGGCUGUCAACGUGCUAUGCUUGCCAACAGAAUUUCCUACUUUUUUGACUUCACUGGUCCAAGUAUGGCCAUUGACACUGCAUGUUCCUCUGGCCUCGUUGCUCUGGACAAUGCUUACAAAGCCAUUUGCAGUGGACAGUGUGAAUCAGCCCUUGUGGGGGGAGUCAACCUCUUACUGAAGCCCAACACUUCUGUGCAGUUCAUGAAGCUCGGCAUGCUCAGUCCUGAAGGUGCUUGCAAGUCUUUUGAUGCUUCAGGGAAUGGAUAUUGCCGCGCAGAAGCUGCCGUUGUUGUUUUCUUGACCAAGAAGUCAAUGGCCAAACGGAUUUAUUCUACCAUAGUCAAUUCGGGAUGUAAUACUGAUGGAUUUAAGGAGCAAGGUGUAACGUACCCAUCUGGAUGGAUGCAGCAGCAGCUGGUCAGUUCUCUGUACCGAGAAUCUGGGAUUACAGCUGAGGAAGUGGAAUAUAUUGAAGCUCAUGGCACAGGCACUAAGGUUGGGGAUCCUCAAGAAGUCAACGGCAUUGUCGGUGUCUUUUGCCAGUCAGAACGAGAGCCGCUGCUGAUUGGAUCAACUAAAUCUAACAUGGGUCAUCCAGAACCUGCCUCUGGUCUUGCUGCUUUAGCAAAGGUUGUUCUCUCUUUAGAACAUGGACUGUGGGCACCAAACAUUCACUAUAAUACCCCAAAUCCAGAUAUUCCUGCCUUACAAGAUGGCCGCAUUGAAGUAGUUACUAAGCCAACCCCAGUAAAAGGUCACUAUGUAGGAAUCAAUUCUUUUGGCUUUGGUGGCUCAAAUGCCCAUAUCAUCUUGAGCCCCAACAAGAAGAAAUCUCCCCCUCUGGAGACGUAUAAUUUGCCACGAUUGGUCCAAUUUUGUGGAAGGACUGAAGAAGCAGUAGAAAGAUUAAUAGAGCAGACCAUGAAACAGCAGCAGCACACUGCAUUUCUGAGCAUGCUCAAUGAUAUCUCUGGAAUACCUGCGUCAUCUAUGCCUUAUAGGGGCUACACUUUGAUUGGCAGUGAGGGUGAUGUGAAGGAGAUUCAGAUGGCUCAGUCCACGGGAAGACCUCUGUGGUAUAUCUGCUCAGGUAUGGGCACACAGUGGAAAGGAAUGGGCCUUAGCCUGAUGAAGCUUGAUCUCUUCCACCAGUCCAUCUUGCGUUCAGAUGAGGCUCUGAAAGGCACAGGUCUGAAGGUGUCUGACUUACUCCUGUUUGCUGAUGAGAACACCUUUAAUGACACUGUUAAUGCAUUUGUUGGGCUUGCUGCUAUUCAGAUAGCACAGAUUGACCUAUUAAAGGCUAUGGGUUUGCAGCCUGAUGGGAUUGUUGGCCACUCAGUUGGAGAACUUGCUUGUGGCUAUGCAGAUAACUCCUUAAGUCAUGAAGAGGCCAUUCUUGCAGCCUACUGGAGGGGGCGGUGCAUCAAAGAGGCCAAACUACCGCCAGGUGGCAUGGCUGCUGUUGGUUUAACAUGGGAGGAAUGCAAGCGCAGGUGCCCUGCGGGAGUGGUGCCUGCUUGUCAUAACUCUGAAGACACUGUCACCAUUUCAGGACCUCAGGAAGCCGUGUCUAAAUUUGUAUCCAAACUGAAAGCAGAAGGUGUGUUUGCAAAAGAGGUUCUCAGCGCUGGAGUUGCCUUCCACUCGUACUACAUGGCAUCCAUUGCACCGGUGCUUCUUAGUGCCCUGAAGAAGGUUAUUCCAAAUCCAAAACCUCGUUCAUCCCGCUGGAUUAGCACCUCCAUCCCUGAAUCUCAGUGGCCAAGUGCGCUGGCUCAGAACUCCUCUGCUGAGUACCAUGUAAAUAACCUUGUGAGCCCCGUCUUGUUCCAAGAAGGCCUGAAGCACAUCCCAGACAAUGCAGUCGUAGUAGAGAUUGCACCACAUGCCCUACUACAGGCAAUCCUGAGGAGAGCUUUGAAACCAACUUGCGCCAUUCUACCAUUGAUGAAGAGGGACCAUAAAAACAACCUCGAGUUCUUCCUAACGAAUGCUGGAAAAAUCCAUUUGACAGGAAUAAAUGUAUUUGCAAACAAUCUGUAUCCACCUGUUGAAUGUCCUGCCCCUGUGGGAACUCCACUCAUCUCUCCUUACAUUCUGUGGGACCACAGUCAGACAUGGGAUGUCCCAAAAGCUGAAGACUUCCCAACAAGCACUGGGGGAUCUGGAGCAGCAACUGUCUACAACAUUGAUGUGAAUCCUGAAUCCCCUGAUCAUUACUUGGUGGGUCACUGUAUUGAUGGCAGAGUUCUGUACCCUGCCACAGGAUACCUAGUGCUAGCCUGGCGCACUCUAGCUCGAACUUUGGGGACCUGCAUAGAACAAAUGCCUGUUGUGUUUGAAGAUGUUACAAUCCACCAGGCGACGAUACUUCCUAAGAAAGGUUCAGCACAGCUAGAGGUGAGACUCAUGCCUGCUUCUCAGUGUUUUGAAGUAUCCAGCAAUGGAAGUCUGGCUGUCAGUGGAAAAAUUUGCCUUUUGGAAGAAACUGCUCUGAAUAACUUCCGUAACCAGCAAAUUGACCAGAAAGAUACCUGUUCAGAAAUCACCUUAACUAAGGGGGACAUUUACAAAGAGCUUCGCCUGCGUGGUUAUGACUAUGGGCCGACAUUCCAGGGACUUAUAGAAUCCAGUAGUGAUGGAAAUUCUGGGAAGGUGCUGUGGAAUGGGAACUGGGUGACAUUCCUUGACACCCUUCUACAUUUGAUAAUCUUGGGGGAAACAGGAAGAAGUCUGCGGUUGCCAACCAGAAUCCGCUCAGUUUGCAUCGACCCAACAGUACACAACGAAUGUGUACACAAAUACAGUGAUGAUAUUGAAGCUUUUGAUGCUGUUGUUGACCGUUGCCUUAAUACCAUCACAGCUGGAGCUGUUCAGGUUUCUGGCCUUCAUGCUAGUGUUGCCCCUCGGCGACAGCAGGAACAGACCCCUCCAACACUUGAGAAAUUUUGCUUUGUGCCCCAUGUUGAGGGUGAUUGCUUGUCCUCUGAUGCCCAGCUUCUCUCCUGCUUUGAAAACUGCAAAGUGUUGAUCCAGAACUUGCAGAAGAAGAUAGCAAUGCAUGGAGUCAAGUUGGCUAUUCCAGGGCUGGAGACUGUAAAUACCCCUGUACAAAAAGAACCUGAAUCAAAGGGUCUCCUGCACAUCCUUGCUGAAAUCUGCCGCCUAGAACUGAAUGGAAACCUCUACUCAGAACUAGAACAGGUUGUGACUCGAGAGAAGCUGCAUCUUCAAGAAGAUCCCCUUCUCAAUGGCUUGCUGGAUUUUUCUCAGUUGAAGACUUGUGUUGACAUAGCACUGGAGAACCUUACCAGUCGCAAGAUGAAGAUAGUAGAGGCUCUGGCAGGAGAUGGGCACUUAUUCUCAAGAGUUACAAGUCUUUUAAAUACUCAACCCAUGCUACAACUAGACUACAUUGCCACUGAUGCAGCUGCAGAAGUCCUUGCAUCACAUGAGGGCCAUCUGCAGGAAAUUGGUGUUUCCAUUGACCAGUGGGACCCUGCUAACCCUCCUUCUGGAGUUCUGACCAGUGCUGAUCUCCUGGUGUGCAAUUGCUCACUGAACACUUUCAAGAAUCCAGCAGAGGUGCUCUCCAACAUGGCAGCCACAGUGAAGGAAGGCGGGUUUGUGUUAUUGCACACUCUUCUGAAAGGAGAAACUCUGGGAGAAAUAGUCCGUUUCCUCACAGAUCCAGACCUUCAGAAGAAACCAAGUCUCCUGACUCAGGUAGAAUGGGAGGAUCUGUUUAGCAAGGUCGGUUUGAAUUUGGUGGCUAGGAAAAGGUCCUCCUUUGGUGCAGCCAUCUUCUUAUGUCGCCGGCCAGCUCCUGCCAAGAAGCCUAUUUUCUUGCCUGUGGAUGACACGGAUUACAAAUGGGUGGAGCCUUUGAAGGAAAUGCUAGCAGAACCUUCAGAACAGCCAGUGUGGCUAACUGCUACUAGCUGUGGGACUUCAGGAGUAGUUGGCAUGGUGAAUUGUCUUCGUCAAGAACCUGGGGGCCACAGGAUCAGGUGUCUCUUCGUUUCCAACCUGAACGCUUCUUCUCCUAAACCCUCUACCAGUUCGUCUGCCAAGGAGAUGCAGAAGAUUCUGCAGAAUGAUGUAGUGAUGAAUAUUUAUCGAGAUGGAAAAUGGGGCUCUUUCAGACACAUCCUGUUAAAGCAAGCGAAAUCUCAAGAGCUCACUGAAUAUGCAUUUGUAAAUGUACUGACACGUGGCGAUCUCUCUUCACUUCAUUGGAUUGCUUCCCCACUUCGCCAUUUCUACACAACCAACCCUGAUGUCCAGCUCUGCAGAGUCUGUUAUGCAUCUCUCAAUUUCCGUGACAUCAUGUUGGCCACAGGAAAACUCUCUCCAGAUGCCAUUCCAGGAAACUGGACGUUACAACAAUGCAUGUUGGGAAUGGAAUUCUCAGGACUGGACCCUAAAGGAAAGAGAGUGAUGGGACUGCUACCUGCUAAAGGACUGGCUACUGUAGUAGACUCUGACAAGAGGUUCCUCUGGGAUGUGCCACAAAACUGGACUCUAGAAGAAGCAGCUUCGGUACCUGUGGUAUGCCACUGCUUACUAUGCCUUGGUGAUUCGAGGUGGCAUGAAGAAGGUGAAAGUGUGCUCAUUCAUUCAGGCUCAGGUGGUGUGGGCCAAGCAGCCAUUUCUGUUGCCCUUAGUAUGGGUUGCCGUGUCUUCACUACUGUUGGCUCUAAAGAGAAACGUGACUAUCUCCAAGCCAGAUUCCCCCAACUUGAUGCAAAUAGCUUUGCCAGUUCUAGAAAUACUUCCUUUGAGCAACAUGUACUGAGAGUCACCAAUGGUACAGGUGUUGAUCUGGUGUUAAACUCCCUGUCAGAAGAGAAACUCCAGGCAAGUCUGCGUUGCCUUGCUCGACAUGGGCGCUUCUUGGAAAUCGGCAAAUAUGAUCUGUCCAACAAUACACCUCUUGGAAUGUCCCUUUUCCUGAAGAAUGUGGCUUUCCAUGGGAUCCUUUUAGAUGCCAUUUUUGAAGAGGGAAACAAAGACUGGGAAAUUGUGUCAGACUUGCUAACAAAGGGCAUAAAAAAUGGUGUGGUAAAACCUCUGCGGACUACAGUCUUCAACAGGGAAGAGGUAGAAGCUGCCUUCAGAUAUAUGGCACAAGGAAAACACAUUGGAAAAGUCAUGAUUAAGGUCAAUGAAGAAGAAAAGAAAUCUCCUGCAAAGGGUGCAAAGUUACCCCAGCUCCCAGCCAUCUCUCGAACGUCUUGCCCGCCAAAUAAAUCAUAUAUCAUCACAGGAGGCCUUGGGGGAUUUGGGCUCGAACUGGUGCAAUGGCUAGUUGAAAGAGGAGCAAAAAAGUUUGUGCUGACUUCUCGUUCUGGCAUCCGAACUGGUUACCAGGCUAAACGAGUCCAAGAAUGGAAGCACUUGGGAGUCCAAGUUCUGGUGUCAACCACUGAUGUUGUGACUCUUAAGGGGGCACAAGCCUUAAUACAAGAAGCUUCUCAGCUUGGGCCAGUUGGGGGCAUCUUCAACUUGGCUAUGGUCUUGAAAGAUGCUAUGUUGGAAAAUCAGACUCCAGAACUUUUCCAGGAAGUUAACAGACCCAAGUAUACCGGCACACUUAAUUUGGACCAGGUAACCCGUCAAAAGUGCCCAGACCUGGACUACUUUGUAGCUUUCUCUUCAGUAAGCUGUGGAAGAGGAAAUGCAGGGCAGACCAACUACGGUUUUGCCAACUCUACCAUGGAGCGCAUCUGUGAACAGCGACGGCAUGAUGGGCUUCCAGGCUUGGCUGUACAGUGGGGCGCUAUUGGUGAUGUUGGUAUAGUCUUGGAGACAAUGGGCAGUAAUGAUAUUGUGGUUGGUGGAACUCUGCCCCAGAGGAUCAGCUCCUGUUUGGAAGUUCUGGAUCAUUUCCUCAACCAGCCUCACCCUGUCAUGUCUAGUUUUGUCCUGGCAGAGAAAAUGUUGUCAAGAAGCGAGGGGGGUAGCCAGAGGGACCUUGUAGAAGCUGUUGCUCACAUUCUUGGUGUUCGUGAUGUGAACAGCCUGAAUGCUGACACCUCACUGGCUGAUCUGGGUUUGGAUUCCUUAAUGGGAGUGGAAGUACGCCAAACUCUGGAAAGGGACUACGAUAUUGUCAUGGCAAUGAGAGACGUUAGAUUGCUUACCAUUAACAGACUGCGGGAACUUUCUUCCAAGCCUGGGGCCACAGAUGCAUUGACACAUGAAACAAAAUGUAGUCAGGCCGAGCAUCCCCAGUUGGACUUGAACACCCUGUUGGUUAAUCCAGAAGGACCAACCGUUGUGCGACUCAAUGAGGUGCAGAGCAAAGAGUCUCCUCUCUUCCUCAUCCACCCCAUAGAAGGAUCUCUGACAGUUUUCAAUACGCUUGCUUCCAAGCUCUGCAUACCCAGCUAUGGCCUUCAGUGCACCAAAGAUGCUCCUCUGGACAGUAUUCAAAGCCUGGCGUCCUACUAUAUUGACUGUAUUAAGCAGGUGCAGCCAGAAGGCCCCUAUCGGAUUUCUGGAUACUCCUUUGGUGCCUGUGUAGCCUUUGAAAUAUGUUGUCAGCUCCAAGCCCAACAGAAUCCUUCCCAUUCACUCAACAGCCUCUUCCUGUUUGAUGGUUCUCACUCCUAUGUAGCAGCACACACUCAGAGCUACAGAGCCAAGCUAACCCCAGGAAAUGAGGCAGAAACGGAGACUGAAGCACUGUGUGCCUUUGUUCAGCAGUUCACUGGCAUGGAAUACAAUAAGUUGCUGGAGGUUCUUCUGCCCCUGCCUGAUCUGGAGGCUCGUGUAAAUGCUACUGUGGACCUGAUAACUCAGAGCUAUAAAGACAUCAGCCGUGAGGCGCUCACCUUUGCUGCUGCUUCUUUUUACUACAAACUGAAAGCAGGAGAUGAGUAUAUACCAGACAACAAGUAUCAUGGCAAUGUGGUACUACUGAAAGCAAAGACCCACAGCGAGUACGGAGAAGGUCUUGGGGGAGACUACAAUCUUUCAGAGGUCUGUGAUGGAAAAGUAUUUGUCCAUGUUGUUGAAGGGGACCACCGCACCUGUCUGGAGGGAGAGGGUGUUGAGUCAAUUAUUGGGAUCAUCCACAGUUCACUAGCAGAGCCUCGGGACAGUGUUCGAGAGGGCUAGACACUUCAGAAUUUCUACUGUCCCUGGCAGAGAGAAUUCAAAGCUAACCCUUCUGAUGAUCGUCUUGAGACACUCUUCUUGUAACCCACCAUACCAUCUGCUCUGCAAUCAAGUCUUGGAAGUCCUGCUGACCAGUGCACCUCUCUGUCGCUCUCACUCCCCAGUGCAUUGACAUUACUGUUUCAUUGUUGCACGGACCUGCAUCGAGGGCAACAAUUUACAUGACAAAACACCCUUUUAGGAGCAGACUCUUUUUUCCCCUUACUUGUGCUGUGUGUUGUCUUGUAUUGUACUGUUGUCUAGCAGUAUUCCAAAGGAUAAAUUAAACUAACCAAGCCCAGUGAGCAUGGAGGGAGGCUGCAGCUGAUUUUGGAGACACUAUUCUGUCUGUGAAGAGUCAGUCUGUAGCAAUAUCAGAAGGUUAAUUCCAAUGAGGCUUUUUUUGUAACUAUUAUUUUUAAUUUGAAAUAUACUAGAUAUUUAUUGCUUUGUUAUGUAGCUAGAGGCUCACACUUUUAAUUUAGCUUUGAUUAAAAAAAAAUAGGAAGAAUACUCCAUUGCAGAGUAUUUUUUUCUGCCAGAUGAAGUUGCCUCUUUUUUUAUUUUUAAAACCAAAAUUCGUCAUUAGAGCCAUGUUCUCACACGAGGUGGCAAGUAGAUUCCAAGUAUCCCUUUUCUCUGCAGAGGGACUGCUUCUGCCUUGUUGCCUGCCAGACCCUGAUGGAAGGAGAUGGUAGUUGUGUGACUCACUUCAUGUGAAAUUCUUAGCAGAGGCGGGGGUCAAAAUGUUACGUACUUCCCGCAUCUAUGUGGGGAGUACACAUGCAAGGCUUGUGCUGGUUUCUGCAUUGCCCCAUCUAACUGCUUUCAAAAGAGCUUCUUCUUGCCCACGUUUGCAACUUGAAGGAUUCUCUGUGAGUCGGAUCCAUGUGGCUUCUUGUUGACAAGAACCUGAUUUGAUCCUCCCAACUGAAUUGUUUCUCUUCCCCCACCCACAAGGCCUGGUUUAUCAGUAUAUGCCUAAAGCCCCGAUAUGUUUAAACAAAAACAACAGCUUGGAAGUCCAAUAAGCCUCUUCUUGCCUCCUCUUUGUUGGAUAUGUUUGUAGGAGAAUCAGGGCAUCCUUGCUGCGCCAAUGAUGCAGAGGAAGCAUGUGGCGCAACCAGUAUCAAGUACGGGGGUUGCUGUUACUCCCCAAAAGGCUUUAAGAUCCAGCUUCCCUACUGGAUGGUGUUGCCAGUAUUGGGCUUUAGAGACAGCAAACACAUGCCGUACUUGCUGGGAGCUGGUUGGCUGGGCCACCCUCUGUGGACAAGCAGCUGGAUGACUGGUUUUAGUUUGUAAUUUUAAGGAACUUUUUGUGAAAUUUUGCAAUGUAAAAUUAAAACAUUUCCAGUUCAGUUCUCUUCUGUUUUUCAUUUUUACAUUUCUUUGGG
Gekko japonicus is the source of this 8963-nucleotide messenger RNA. It is a transcript of the gene FASN, whose product is annotated as fatty acid synthase. The record is from RefSeq and is a predicted model, not a curated record. Gene Ontology annotation, cellular component: cytoplasm. Gene Ontology annotation, biological process: fatty acid biosynthetic process. Lineage: Eukaryota; Metazoa; Chordata; Lepidosauria; Squamata; Gekkonidae. Gene Ontology annotation, molecular function: phosphopantetheine binding; fatty acid synthase activity; 3-oxoacyl-[acyl-carrier-protein] synthase activity.